AUGCAACUUGGUGACCUGUGCUACUAUCACGAUUCGCAGAAUCGCCAGCAGCAAUGUUGCAUCUGGAGCGUGCGCCUGGAUGGAAUGUGUCAAAUCGGCAGCAGCCGGUUUGACCGUCCGUCGACGGAGCAUUGGAUCCCAACAUCCCGUCUGGUACGCUUGGAUUCCUCGCCAUUUGGACCGGUGGGAGCAGUCGAACCGCUCACGAAAGCCAAUGUCCGUGCCCACACAGUCGCUUCUGCUGGUGCCCCGACCGUGGUAAGCGCGGCCACGGUCAUCAAUGGUGAUCAACGGAGCAGAAGCCCGAAAAGCCGGGCACCGUUUCGUGAGCGCCGCUGCCGGGUGAAGGUCACUGUCAACGACACGGUCGAAGAGGCGCUCAAGCGCGCCGAAUUUUAUGGCACAGUGAAGAGCCAUUUUCAGGAGGAGGGCUCCCUUUAUGUUCGCUUUCUUCAUACCAAUUCCGCGCAGAAGGCAGUUUCCACAUGGAAGGGGGCCCAAUGGGCCUGA
Molecule: messenger RNA, 510 nt
Organism: Cladocopium goreaui
Lineage: Eukaryota; Dinophyceae; Suessiales; Symbiodiniaceae
Source: the annotation of a GenBank genome assembly